This is a messenger RNA of Photinus pyralis (common eastern firefly), 1342 nucleotides long. RefSeq names its product transcription factor Adf-1-like. Lineage: Eukaryota; Metazoa; Arthropoda; Insecta; Coleoptera; Lampyridae. The transcript is spliced from 7 exons. Gene Ontology annotation, biological process: regulation of transcription by RNA polymerase II. The record is from RefSeq and is a predicted model, not a curated record. Gene Ontology annotation, cellular component: transcription regulator complex; nucleus. Bases 113 to 1261 code for a protein of 382 amino acids.
CGUUUGCAGUGAAUCAACUUUUCGCUAUAACCUUAAAGUUUUUCCAAAAUAAAGCAAUAAGUGUAAUAGUUCGUGCAUAAAAAAGGUUUAUAUCUGCCAUUUGUGUGCAAUUAUGACCGAUAGUGACGAUAUAAAAAUUGUCGUAAUAAGUGACGAAGAAUUUAAAAUUGUCGUAAACGCAGAAGAUGAGAAUCUUAUUAAAUAUGUUUACGAUUUAAGCAAAGAAAUGAAUAUCGAAGGUGCACAUGGGGUUAUAGGGAACGAACUCGAACUUAUCGCGUUGGUUCGCAAUUGCAAUUUCCUCUAUGACAAAACUCUUUCGGAUUUUAAGGAUAUUCGUAAAAAGAAUGUCGCAUGGAGUGCUAUCGCAAACGUCCUUCACUGUACAGUGGACGAGGUGAAGCGGAGAUGGCACAGUCUAAGAGAAGCCUAUAAUAGAUAUAAAAAAGACGCAGAACUGGGAGAUGCUAACAGGGAUUCAAUUCAGUGGGAAUUUUACGAAGACAUGAAAUUCAUAGAUCCUUUCAUUUAUCCGAGAUGCACAUUUGGUACACUUGUCAGCGAUAAUGAAGAUGAAAACAAUGAUGGGGGAGAAACUGCAAAUCAUACAUCUGAGGACAUCCAAUUUAUUUUGUUGGUACAAUCACGACCUAUAUUAUAUGAUAAAAACCAUCCACAAUAUAAAGCAAAGAAGGUGAAAGCAGAAGUGUGGAACGAAGUUGCCAAAGAGAUCAAUCUGACAGCAAAUGAAUGUGAACAAAGAUGGAAAAGUUUACGGGAACGCUAUGGGAGAGAACGUAAAUUGAGACACGUGGACCAGAACAGAAAGAAGUGGGUUUACUUCGAUAUAUUAAAUUUUUUAGACGGCCACAUAAAAGCUCGCAGGCCUUCAUCGUUUCGCUCAAUUUUACCAAAAAUUGAUAACACAAACAACUUGGCAAUAAUUAGUCCCAUGAACAGUCGUACCGUCUUGCUGAACAUGUCGCCUUUACAUACUGAACCGAGAGAAGAAAGUGUGGAGACGCACACCGAUGUGGAUCAAGUGGAAUUUAUUGAUACUUCCAACACUACACAUUCGCCAACAACGCACUAUUCAAAGGAGGCAAAUUCUGUUGAACAAAGUCGAUCCAUGCUAAAUGAUGAAGAUGAGUUAUUCGGACAAUCCAUAUCGGCCGAAUUGAGACGUAUGCCCAGUGGAAAGAAAAAAAUGAAAAUUAAGGCCGAAAUUUAUAAAAUUUUAUAUGAAAAUGAAAGCGAUUAGUAAUUAUUAUAAGCAUUUUUCUUUAAACUGUCUGUGUAAAGUAUUAUAAGAAUAAAAAGGUUAGUGUAUUGGUUUAGUAAA